UUCUAUCGUCUCAGGAUUUUCAAGCAUUCACACCCGUUUGAGGUGCAUUAAAAUCCUCAGAAGACAAGUUUCUUGAUGGUGUUGCUUCCGAUCUACAAAAACUGUUUGCUAAGUCCUUAAAUCUAGGUCCUUAAUUUUGUUUGUGUCAACCUGGUGUUGUCAACUUGCGAUAAAAUAGAAUGAUAGGAAGAGAAAACUGGACUCAUCUAAACCUCGAAUUGCUACCACAAUUUUCUUUGGUGCUAAUGAUGCAGCCUUGUCAGGAAGAACCAAUGAAAGGUUCCAUGUACCCAUUGAAGACUACAAACAAAAUCUCAGAAAAAUUGUUCUGCACUUAAAGGAAUGUUCUCCAACCAUGCUUAUUGUGCUCAUUACUCCACCUCCAUUUUAUGAGGAACGGCGCCAUGAAUAUCUAAAAUCUUUACUUGGUGAGAAUGCACCGAAAUUGUCAGAAAGAACAAACGAAGUUACUGGUCAAUAUGCAAGGGCUUGUAUUGAGACAGCCAAGGAAAUGGGCGUGAUGUCUGUUGAUCUAUGGUCCAAGAUGCAAGAAACAGAUGACUGGCAAAACAAAUUUUUGAUUGAUGGGUUGCACCUGACAACGGAAGGGAACGCUAUAGUGUACCAAGAAGUGAUAAAGGUUUUCAAUGAAGCAGGGCUUUCUGCUGAUAACAUGCCAUUCGACUUCCCUAAUCACUCGGACAUUGAUGCCAAGAAUCCUGAGGAAGCUUUUCAGCAAAAAUGCUUUUUGAUGUCACAUUGUGGUUUUGUUAGGGAUCUUUGAGCCAAGUCUAUUCUAUUUGGUGACUUAUGAUUUUUCUCCUGAACGAUGUCAUAAUCUCUAAGCUUAAAUAAAACUGCGUUGAGUCAAUGAGUAACUUUGUUGGAAGGGGUUUCAGUAAUAUGUAUAAGAAUCAUGGAUUUGUCAAAAACCGGACCUUUAAGAAGCAAGCUCUGAGAUUUCAUGUUA
Messenger RNA from Arachis duranensis, 970 nucleotides. Its product is annotated as GDSL esterase/lipase At5g62930-like. The record is from RefSeq and is a predicted model, not a curated record. The transcript has 5 exons. NCBI's taxonomy places the organism in Eukaryota, Viridiplantae, Streptophyta, Magnoliopsida, Fabales, Fabaceae. Gene Ontology annotation, molecular function: hydrolase activity, acting on ester bonds. Bases 356 to 784 code for a protein of 142 amino acids.